UCUAUGUACGGUUGUUGUUAUUUUGCACUGAAUUUUUGAAAUCAAAUUAUAACACAAAAAUUAUUUCUGUUGUGAUAAAAGAUGGGUAAAAAGAAAAAUAAGAACAAGUUAAGCGGAGCAGUUAAAACUGCUGCUAAAACCGAUAAGAAGCUAGCAAAUAAAUUAAAAAAGGAGUUGGCGAAUCUGGGUGAGGAAGAUAUUGCAAAAGUUAUAGCAGAAAUAGAGAGAGAGGAAGCAAAACGUGCUGCAGCUUCAGAGAAAACAUUAACUGGUCCGCCAUCUUCAAGAGCCUAUGCUACACUAACUCCUCAUCCCACUAGCAAUGAACUAAUUAUGUUUGGUGGGGAGUUCCAUAAUGGACAAAGAACAGAAGUAUACAAUGAGCUGUUGUUUUACAACCCUGCGAAUGGUAGUUGGAGGCAAGUGAAGGCCCCGGGAGCUCCACCCCCAAGAAGUGCCCACCAAGCUAUUGCUACAUCUGCUAAUAAAGGUGAGCUAUGGAUAUUUGGGGGAGAAUUCACAAGCCCCACAGAAACUCAGUUCUACCAUUACAAGGAUCUAUGGUGUUUUUCACUGACUGAAAAGAAAUGGGAAAAGGUAGUAGCCCCAAAUGGCCCAUCCCCUAGAUCGGGUCAUCGAAUGGUGCUACUUGGUCGUAAGCUCUUCACAUUCGGAGGUUACUGUGACGACGGUCGCGAGUGCCGGUACUUUGAUGACCUGUACACUUUCUGUCUGGACACCCGGCAGUGGGAGAAGUUGACACCCAGCGGGAGAGGACCCUGUGCGAGAUCUGCAUGUGUUAUGCUGCCCAUUGGAAAUGAUUCGUUGGUCAUCGACGGUGGGUUCUCGCGCGUGCGCGAAGGUCGCGCGGAGCGCACGCAGAACCACAUGGAUAUGUUCAAGCUGAGUUGCAAGGGCCAAGCGUGGUCGUGGCGCGCUCUCACGGGCGCCAAGACCAGCCUGGCGGGCCGAGCCGCCGCCGUCAAUGCACCCAGCAAUAGAGGCUACGUGUUCGGCGGCAUCUGUGAUUUCAUAGAAAACGAAGAAGAGUUGACAGGAGUAAUGAGCGACGAUCUUUCGAUGCUGGAUCUUGAGAAGUGCCGCUGGCACGCAGUCACACUGCGCUCGGAGCAGACCGCACCAUCCGCACAAACUUCUGCAGCAACCGCCGAAGCGACCGCAACAGAGAACUCUGAUGCGAAGGAAAUCGAACCGUCCGAAGAAGCCGUCACUGUGGUAACGGAUGAAGUAUUCACCAUGAAGCUGGGAGGUGCACCUGUACACACAGAGUCGGACACAGUUGUGACUGUAGGGCAACGACAAGAGAAGAACGGUCCUAGCGCGCGGAUGUCGGCCAUGUUGGCCGUUCAACGGUCUGUCCUCUACGUGUACGGCGGCGUGCUCGAAAAAGACGAGAAACAGUUCUAUCUGGGAGACAUGUACAGCCUGGAUUUGCACAAAUUGAAUGAAUGGCAGACACUUAUCGAACAACAGCCGUUGCCCGAUUGGCUCGGCUCCGACAUCGAGGAGUAUUCCACUUCAGGAUCAGAGAGCGAGACGGACGAUAGCGAGGACUCUGGAGAGGAAUAGAGACGGAUAUAAGUGUAACAGUAAUUUUUACAGCCGGAGAGCUGGUGGGAAAAUUUCGGGAAAUGCUUGAAAAGUGUUGGGAUGCUGUAAAUUUAGUUUCCCGUGCCGUGAUUAUUUAAUACUAUUAAUUUAUUCGCAGUUUAGUAGUAAAGCUUUUUGUGACAGAGUUCGAAGUACUUAUUUCUUUUGCAAUGCUGUGUUUCGAUCUGAAGGUCGUAGGUGCCGGUUUUUAAAUUUGGAAUUAUAGACACAUGAGGCUUAACACCUACGCCUCGGAUUGGUGCAGGACGUGACACAGGGCGGCACGUUGCAGGACGUGUUUCUGGCCGGCCCUGCGAAUGUUUGGUUUCCACUUAACAUCAGGUGGCACAAAAUUAUGACUCUUAAAAAGGUUUUAUAUCGCUAGUGUAGUGGUGACUUUUAAUUUGCGAGCAAUGGUUCUGUUAAAUAUGUCAGUAUUAAACAUUCGCAAAUAAAACAAUCCGAUUAUUAGUUCAUGAGACGAAUUUACUGCGUUGUGUCCAAGCAAGGCGAAAGUUUCAAACCUGGGCGUUAGUAAAGGACAAGAAGAGUCUGAAAGAUUAUUAAUCUACAAGUUUUAAAUACUUGUUUAA
This is a messenger RNA of Pararge aegeria (speckled wood butterfly), 2204 nucleotides long. RefSeq names its product kelch domain-containing protein 4. NCBI's taxonomy places the organism in Eukaryota, Metazoa, Arthropoda, Insecta, Lepidoptera, Nymphalidae. The transcript has 9 exons. The coding region runs from base 82 to 1590 and encodes 502 amino acids. The record is from RefSeq and is a predicted model, not a curated record. Gene Ontology annotation, molecular function: protein binding.